Molecule: messenger RNA, 4679 nt
Organism: Dendrobium catenatum
Lineage: Eukaryota; Viridiplantae; Streptophyta; Magnoliopsida; Asparagales; Orchidaceae
Product: protein FAR1-RELATED SEQUENCE 6
Exons: 7
Coding region: 433-2901 (822 amino acids)
Biological process (GO): regulation of DNA-templated transcription
Molecular function (GO): zinc ion binding
Source: RefSeq, a predicted model, not a curated record
CGAUUCUUACAAGCUUGACUAUAACAGGUCUAAAUCCAAAUUCUUAUUAGCCUGUCUCUCCUCGAUUUCUUUCUCCCUCUCUCUUCGCUCUGGUUCUAAUUUCUAUCUUCCCGUCCAUCGAAACCCUAAAAUUCUCUUUCUUCGUCUUCUGAUUUCUCCAAAGUAGCUGUAGAACCUUAUAUUUGAUCACUUGCUGUCUUACAAAUCGGUCCUUCUUCGUGGGCAUGCGGAAGAUUUUUGUUGAGCCAAGAUCCUCGGCGAACCCUCAUCUCAGCUUUGGAGUUUGGAUAUUUCCGCGGUUUCCAAAGAUUAUACUUGGGAGCUAUUUUUAUUCUUCAUCUUUCAAAGGAGAAGCAAUCGUUAUUUUUUCCCAGGUUUGUGGUCCUUUUUUCAGAUUGAAGGUGGCAUUUACUCUUUGACUGCAUUUUGUCAAUGGUUAGCGGUUCUUUGAUGGAACCACCUCUUGAUGUGAGCGCUGAGAUUGAUAGAGUGAAGGAAGUUGAGAUGAAUGGAAUAGUGGCCUUGCAUAAUGGAGUACCUCAGGAUAUGCUUACUGAUUCCUCUAAGAAAGAUGAGAUCAAGGAAAUAAUCAGUGAUGGUGACAAGGUGCCUAAUGUUGGAAUGACUUUCAAAACAUAUGAUGAAGUAUCUAAUUUCUAUAAGCAAUAUGCUUUACGAGUAGGGUUUGGUGUAAUUGUCAAGAAGUCAUGGUUCUCAAAAUCUGGGAAGUGCAGGAGAGUUUUACUUGGAUGCUCUAGGGCAGGCAGCGGGCGAGCAGAUGCAUGUUAUCAAGCAAGAUUGACUGCUAAGACUAACUGUCAAGCUAUGAUAGGUGUAAGGAGGCUGGAUGAUGGUUUACUACACAUUGUGGAAGCUAAUCUUGAGCAUAAUCAUCCAGUCAGUCCAUCAACAGCACAAUCCCUGAGAUGUUACCAGAAAAUGGCAUGUGAGAUAAAUCUUAUCCAUUCUGCGGGAAAUAGGAGUUCUCACAUUGUUGAAAAGGGCAUUGGAAAUGCUCUGGAAUUUGGGAUGCUUAAGCUAGGGGAAGGGGAUGAUGUAGCUAUUCAUCAAUUUUUUGCUAGAAUGCAGAAUAGAAAUCCAAAUUUCUUUUAUUCAGUGCAUCUUGAGCACCAUGGUCGUAUGAAGAAUCUGUUUUGGGCUGAUGCAAGAUCAAGGGCUGCAUCCUCAUAUUUUUGUGAUGUUGUAUCAUUUGAUUCAACCUGCUUGACUGUAAAGUAUGAUUUGCCUCUUGUUUCAUUCAUUGGAACUAAUCAUCAUGGUCAGACAGUGUUGUUGGGUUGCGGUUUGCUUUCAAAUGAAACUGUAGAGACAUAUAUUUGGUUAUUUAAGACUUGGUUAGCAUGCAUUAUGGGAAGUCAACCAAAUGCUUUCAUCUCAGACCACUGUAAGGCCAUCCAAUUGGCAGUUGCGGAGGUGUUUCCAAGAACCAGGCAUCGCCUCUGUUUAGAUAAUAUAAUGAAAAAAAUUCCUGAAAAAUUGAAAGGAUACGCAGAAUUCAUUGAGAUAAGGAAGACACUAAAGAAGCUGGUAUAUGAUUGUUCAAGGAUUGAUGAGUUUGAAGAGAAAUGGAAUAAAAUGAUCGAGGGAUUUAGACUUGAAGGAAAUGAGUGGCUUAAUGCUUUAUAUGAAAACCGGCAUUCAUGGGUCCCCCUUUAUCUCAAGGACACUUUUUGGGCAGGCAUGUCUGUUUCCAAGCGUGGUGAGAGUUUAAGUUCAUAUUUUGACGGAUUUGUGAAUCCAAAGACCACAGUUAAGCAAUUUCUUAGUAAAUAUGAGACCAUCAUCCAAAGCAAGUGCAAGAAGGAAGCACAAGCAGACUCUGAAUCACUCUAUAAGGUCCCUUUGAUAGCAUCAAAAUUUUACAUGGAAGAGCAACUAUCAAAAAUGUACACUCUGAACAUGUUCAAAAAAUUCCAAGAAGAGCUAAAAGCCACCAUGUAUUGUCAUGCUUCACCAAUUAAGAUAGAUGGGCCUAUUCAUAUUUUUGAGAUUAAAGAAUGUUCAUAUAUGGAAAAUGGUAAGAGAACUGAGAGCAAGGACCAUGAGGUCUGUUACAAUUCAGAUGAACUUGCUGUUCAUUGUGUAUGCGGCUUUUUUCAGUUUAAUGGAAUUUUAUGUCGACAUUCAUUGGCAGUUUUUAAGUUGCAACAAGUUUUUGAAAUUCCAUCUCCUUAUGUUCUUGAUCGCUGGAAAAAGGAUUUUAAGAGGUUGUACCGUUUGGCUCGCUACUCAGAUGAUAUAAUACCUAAUACCCCAGUGGAGCGUUACGAAUACUUGUCUGUACGCCUACUUCAACUUGUAGAACUCGGAUUUGUGUCUGAAGAGAGGUAUCAGCUUGCAUUAAAACUAAUAAGGGAGCUAGAGAAGUCUCUUUUGGAUGAUCCUGAAGGAAGAGAGAGGCAACCCAGGCUUCUUUCUUUUGAGUCUCAGACCAGUCAGUGUGUUAAUGACCUUUUGUCAUCACAAUUUGCUAUGUCAAAGAACAGUAAGAACCCCCCUUCUUUUCCUGCAAAGCGAAGAGGCAGGCCACCAAAAAAAAUCAAACAAUCUAAUUUAGAGAUAUUAGUCCAGACAAAUAAGGAGCAGGAUUUUCUAAGGCCGUCUCUCAUCGGGAGUGAGAACCUUGUAUUUCAAGCUGCCUCAGCUUCUUCACCCCUUGAUGUGCAUGUGGGAUCACAAGGAUGCAUCGAUUUAAUGGAAGAUGUUAACUCCAAUGAGUUGUCAUUCAGUACACAUUUUGGUGUUCAUGCUAACCCUCAGCAUCAUUUGGGAGCUCAAAAUCUAUAUGAACAGCAGGCAUUGGAAAAUCCACCGAGAGUACAAUGGCUUUAUCCACAAAAUUAUCAGGAGGAAGCACGAACAAUUCGAAGGACCGGAUAGAAGAGUUUGCAAGGAACUAUUUUCUCAGGUUACCACUAGCUUUCAUCCUGCAUGAUUUGCCUAGCCUCUAUGUUUUGGCUAUGCCUAAAUUCAGAAAUAAACUAUCUUUCCCCUGUACUUCUGAUGAAGUUGCAGCCUCGUUUGCAUUUGAACAUGGAAAUUGGAAGGAGCGUGUUCUUGUCAGAUUUUGAACGAGAAAAAAAUACCCCAUGAAUUCAAGCAAUAAGUCUGAUUUUGGACCUGCCUUGAGAACAUUCAAUAAUUUGACAGGUAUGAAUUUAGAACCAGUGGAGUUGGGAGUUGAAGAUAGUUUUAUGCAAGCUUAAAAGUUUCAUCUUGAUUUUGAUACUGCCUUUCCUGUUAAGUUUCCUUCUUCUUAAAGGUACAUAUCACCAAGGGCUUGUUUGGUUGCUUGAAUUUAGAAUAUUUAUGAUGAAGAUUGUUAGAUUCAUCAUAAAAUUAAAUAUAAUUUAGCACUAACAUUAAGUUCAAAGUACACAAACAUCCUCUCAAAGCAAGGAUUUCAAUUUCAUGCUCAAAAUGAGUGAAAACAUUAUUUUCUAAAAUAUAUUUUAUCUACGAGCAAUCAAACGAUCCCUGUGCUGUGCUGUGAAAAACCUGAAGACCUGGAUUCACAAACUGGAGCCAAGGAGGCUAAUGGAUUCAUCAACUAAAGAUUUGGCAGCACUCACUAUAUUCAUGGGAGACUAGGAGAUUCAAUCAAAAUGGCUGCAUGUGAGUAGCUUAGUAUUCACUUACUUCGGGAGAGUGGAGCAUUUGAAAACUUCAUCAUUUUAAGGGGAGAUUAAUCUGUGGACACCAGACGGAAGAACCAUCCGAUACCGCUUAGUACGGUGUUCAGUAUCAAGCAUGAUACACUUUUUAGAUGAUGUGACACAUUUUUAUUGACCUCUGAAAUUUGUCCAUUUUAAGGCUCAUGAUCAUGGUGACAAGUACUACUGUCAAUCGAGUCAUUAUUAUUUCUUUUUGUCAAAGGAAUAGUUUUUAUAAGAGAAAUAGCAAACUUUAGAAUUCAACAAGUAUCCAUAUUCAUUAAGAGAAUUCAGCAGUUUUGCAUUGAUAAAAUCCCUUUUUAUAUAGUUGCUGACAAUUGUAGCUCUCUCUCUCUCUCUCUCUGGUGCGUAUGAAAUAUAUUUCCAUAUUCCUUCUCUCAUAUGCAACAUUUUUUAAUGCAAGGAGAAUUCACAUGGACCAUCCUAAGAGAGAGACCAUCCUAAUCAGAUUUGAGGAAUGCUGCUGGUUUCUACAAAGUUUCCAGUGUUGACUUGUUAUUGGAACUCCAAAGCUUUCACAAAUAAAAUAAGCAUGGUGUAAUAGAAAUAAUAGUUUAUGUCUGAAGAAAAGGAUUUUACUUAAUAUUUCUCAAAACAACCUAUCUAUUUUUAAGUGAUACCUUUGCCUGUUGAACCGGUUGUGCAAAUAUAACGAAGAGAAACGAUAGCGUAAGUUAUGUGUACAAUAUAACUAAUCUGUAUCAUAACCUAAUUUAUUAGAAUAUAAUAACCAUAGAAAAGCAGAUUUUCAAUUUUUAUGAAGCAUAAAAUUUAUAAUACACAAUAAUUUUAAAAAAUAUUAGAUUUCCAACAACAAUAUUACAAAUAAUUGCAAUGAGACCCACAAGUCUAGAAUGCAUACAAACAUAGCACUUCAGAUAUUUCUUAAAGCAAGAGAGCAUCAUAGUCCAUUGUUUCCAAGGCAUUCCAAUGAUACAUAAUGUACAUGAAUAUUUUAUGAUGGAUUAGGUAGCUUAUUCAGAA